GUGUUUGAGCAUCCUCAGUGACAGGAGCCUGACAGGCAGCACCCAGGGAUAAAAGCCAAAUAAGACCUUUUCAAGAAAGGGAGAGGUGCCUGCAGAGCAAGAGAAGCCAGUGCAGGGUUAUUGUGCAGCAGACAGCUGUCACAUCUAAGGGUCACUUUUUAACAAGUUUAUUUCUUUCCCAAACCACGUGGACAAAGUCACCAGAGUUCAUGUGUGACAUAUACAGCCUGGACUCCCACUGCGUGUCCCCACAAUGCAACAUGAGUUGGGCGAUGGAGCCUGCUAACUUCUACGAGAGCACCAAGCUGGGCGGCCCGCAGCAGGGGGUCUGCAAGCCGGGCAGCAGGAGCGACGGAGCGGGCGAGGACGGCACCAUGGUGGAGCUGAGCACCGCCCCUGCCAUGUACGACGACGAGAGUGCCAUCGACUUCAGCCAGUACAUCGAGUCGAUGACAGCCGUGCCAAACCUGGAGCUGUGCAACGACGAGCUCUUCCUCGACCUGUUCAACACUGUGAAGCAGGAGAAGGCGGAUUUCUACAACAUGCAGAGCUCGUUGCAGCCCAGCAGCGUGCAGCAGCUGUCAGCCACAUACACAGCGGAGAGGAAGGCGGACACCGGGCUGGAAAAGGGGGCGUUCAGUGCGCCCAUCAAGCAGGAGUCCGACUGGAGUGACAGCGACAUGUCCUCAUCCCUGCCUUCCCAGAUCGAGACCUGCGCCCAGACCUCCGUCAGCCUCCCUACAGGACAGCCGACCCCGCCAACCACCCCGGAGCCCGUCUCCACUGUCAGCUCAGCCAAAUCCUCCCCGCGCAAGAUCGGGAGGGAGAAAGGCAAAAAGGCGGUGGACAGGUACAGCGUGGAGUACAGACAGAGGCGAGAGAGGAAUAACAUUGCAGUGAGGAAAAGCAGGGAUAAAGCCAAGAGGCGCAACAUGGAGAUGCAGCAGAAGCUGAUUGAACUGAGUGCUGAAAACGACAGGCUUCACAAAACUAUCGAGCAGCUAACCAGAGAGCUCACCGGCCUCAGAGAUUUCUUCAAGCAGAUACCCAACUCCUCCUUUGCCGCUCUGUCCACGACUGUAGAGAGUCGGUGACAAAUGAACUCUUCUAUGAACUGAGCUUUUAGGAGACAUACCUCAAGAGACUUUUGUUUUUACCAUCUGUACCAGAUGUAUUUUAAGCUUACCAUAAUGGCACUGGAAAAUAUAUGAUGUUGCUGCCAUAUUUUUGUGGGAUUUUAUCUGUAUUAAAUUAUUUUACCACUGCAUUUAUAUGAUAUGAUGUUAUACCUGACAUGGUACAUGUUUUAUAAUUCCAAACUUUGUAUAAGAGCCAGAGCAUGAUCUUUUAUAUAGUUUGUAUGAAACCUUGAAAACAUUUUGUUUAUGGAAUCUCCAAUAAAAACAUGGAAAAGGUA
This is a messenger RNA of Seriola dumerili (greater amberjack), 1417 nucleotides long. RefSeq names its product CCAAT/enhancer binding protein delta (gene cebpd). Gene Ontology annotation, molecular function: DNA-binding transcription factor activity, RNA polymerase II-specific; RNA polymerase II cis-regulatory region sequence-specific DNA binding. The transcript has a single exon. The record is from RefSeq and is a predicted model, not a curated record. Lineage: Eukaryota; Metazoa; Chordata; Actinopteri; Carangiformes; Carangidae. Bases 210 to 1094 code for a protein of 294 amino acids. Gene Ontology annotation, biological process: regulation of cell differentiation; DNA-templated transcription; regulation of transcription by RNA polymerase II.